Messenger RNA from Entrophospora candida, 285 nucleotides. The record is from the annotation of a GenBank genome assembly. NCBI's taxonomy places the organism in Eukaryota, Fungi, Glomeromycota, Glomeromycetes, Entrophosporales, Entrophosporaceae.
AUGCAUUUAAUUCCUUCCUCCGGUUUUUCCAUUCGUGUUGAAACUCCUCCUGGAGGCUCUAGAUACAAAGCAAUUGUGACAUUGGACACUGCUAUUACUAUAGAACUAUUGCUGAAAUCCGCAAGGAUUAAAAAUGGGUGUUUAUUUGUAAAAAUACUUAUGGAAUGCAAUGUCAAACUUUAUGUGACUAACAAAAACACUGUUUUGGAUAUUAGAUGUGUUCCUGUUUAUGGACAGGUUCUUUCAUUUGAUGGAAAGAAUCGAGAGGCAAUUAUAGCAGUUUAA